Messenger RNA from Armigeres subalbatus, 2205 nucleotides. Its product is annotated as probable cytochrome P450 6a13. The transcript has 2 exons. Lineage: Eukaryota; Metazoa; Arthropoda; Insecta; Diptera; Culicidae. Gene Ontology annotation, molecular function: iron ion binding; heme binding; monooxygenase activity. The coding region runs from base 66 to 1562 and encodes 498 amino acids. The record is from RefSeq and is a predicted model, not a curated record.
GUGCUUGGUUGGAUCUCGUCAGUGUUUAUUCAUUCGCGGCAAACGUUGAAGCAAUAAUUGCGACCAUGUGGGUUUAUCUCACUGUUUUGGCCCUGACUUUGGCAGUGCUAUGGGUGCGUAAGCGUUACUCAUACUGGAAGGAGCGUGGCAUUCCGUAUUCGAAACCAAGUUUCCCGGCCGGCAACAUUCGUGGAAUGGGACGGACGGAGCAUAUUUCGGCACAGAUGCAGCGUUGUUACAAGGAACUAAAGGGAAAAUCACCAAUCGGGGGAAUCUUCUUCUUCAUAAAUCCUGUUGCGCUGAUAAUGGACUUGGAUUUGAUAAAAAAUGUGUUAGUGAAAGAUUUCCAACAUUUCCAUGAUCGAUCGGUUUACUCAAAUGAGAAGGACGAUCCUUUGUCGGCUCACCUCUUCGCUAUGGAGGGCACUAAGUGGAAAAAUUUAAGAGCCAAGCUGACGCCAACGUUUACUUCAGGAAAAAUGAAGAUGAUGUACCCCACUAUUAUUGGAGUUGCCGAAGAAUUUCUGAAAUUGAUUAGGACUGAAUCGUCCAAAAAUACUGAAAUCGAGAUGAAGGAGAUUCUUGCUCGGUUUACCACUGAUGUAAUCGGAAAUUGCGCAUUUGGAUUGGAAUGCAACAGUUUGCAUGAUCCGGAAGCUGAGUUCAGACGUAUGGGGCGGAAAAUAUUUUCAUUCGCUAAUGGUCGGUUGCUCAAAAUUGUAAUCGCACAACAGUUCCGUUCGGUAGCUCGGUCUCUUCGAAUAACUGUCACUGAUAAAGAAGUAUCUGACUUUUUCAUGGGUGCUGUUAAAGAUACGGUCAAGUAUCGGGAAGAGAGCAAAAUUGAAAGGAAUGAUUUUAUGAGCCUACUGCUAAAACUCAAAAAUGCUGAAUCUUUGGAAGAUGGCAAUGCUCACAACAUUGACCCUUUAACGGUUGAAGAACUCGCAGCACAAGCCUUUGUGUUCUUCUUGGCUGGCUUCGAAACGUCAUCGACAGCAAUGUCGUACUGCUUGUACGAAUUGGCUCAAAACACCGACCUUCAAAACAAGGCGCGCAAAUGCGUUUUGGAUUCUAUCAAAAAGCACGGAUCAAUGACAUAUGAGGCGAUUCAGGAUAUGCAUUAUAUCGAUCAGUGCAUCAACGAGUCUCUUCGUAAAUACCCUCCUGCUUCCAUCCUUACAAGAACCGUUUCCAAGGAUUACAGACUCCCUAACAGUGACGUUGUUCUGCAGCAAGGCUCCACGAUUGUUAUUCCAGUAUACGCCAUUCACCACGACCCCGAAUACUAUCCUGAUCCGGAACGGUAUGAUCCGGAUCGCUUCACGCCGGACCAGGUGGCCAAACGAAAUCCGUUCACUUUCUUGCCGUUCGGUGAAGGUCCACGUAUAUGCAUCGGCAUGCGAUUCGGGAUGAUGCAAGCUCGAGUUGGUUUGGCGUAUUUGAUGAAGGAUUUCAGGUUCACGUUGUCUAGCAAGACGCCGGUUCCGUUGAAAAUUUCCCCUCGCAAUCCAGUUCUGACAUCGGAAGGUGGACUGUGGUUGGAAGUGGAGAAGCUGUAAAGGCGAUGACAUAAGGUUGUGUCAUAAGGCUGAGUGCUGAGUGAAUAUAAUUACUGUUUACAGCUCAACGUGAGAAAAAGAUCAGUGUGUGUGGUUCGAAUAUUACAGGUUAUAAAAUAACUUCUAUCGUAGCUUAUGGGCAUGUGUUGUAAUUUAAUCAUCGCUGUUGAUGAUUAAGGAAAUGGAAUAUGAACAAAACCCCCAUUUUCGCAUGAUGCACUAGAGAGACUAGAUUAUAAUUACAAUACCUUAUUACCUCAGUAAUACGUUUGUUUGUGCUUCUGAACAAAUCAAUUCGCUAGGCGAGGUUUUUUUUUAAUUUUUUUAGCACAAUAAGUGAAAUGCAUUUGUUGUUCGAUAUUGUAAAUAUUGCCUUAUUGUUAAAUUCAUUUGAAAGGGUCUUGAUGGGUUUUUGAUGUUUCUGAUUUAUGAUUCAGCGCAGACUAAGUCUGCUUUUAUCUUCUUUGAGAAAAUACUCCCAUACCUGAAUUGCGCUCUCGUUCAAUACCACCUUCGGAAGCUGUUCUGGUAUUGAUCAAGCUAUUAUUAAACUGAUAAGUCGUUAGAACACUUGUAAGCAAAACAUACGUUCACCAUAAAUUGAUGGGUUCAGUAUCGUACCUUUAAUCUGCAAUAAAGUUAA